AUGGCUACAAAUCGUGCAGAUACACUAGAUCCUGCCCUAUUACGUCCUGGUAGAUUAGAUCGUAAGAUAGAGUUUCCUUUACCAGAUAGAAGACAAAGAAGACUUAUACUACAAACUAUUACAGCAAAAAUGAAUUUAUCACCAGAAGUUGAUCUAGAGGACUCAAAAAUGAAUUUAUCGCCAGAAGUUGAUCUAGAGGACUGUAAGUGCAGCAGCAGCAAGUGCAGCAGCAGCAAGUGCAGCAGCAGCAAAUGCAGCAGCAGCAACAGCAGCAGUAGUAGUAGUAGGAGUAGUAGUACCAGGUAG
Molecule: messenger RNA, 306 nt
Organism: Eimeria maxima
Lineage: Eukaryota; Apicomplexa; Conoidasida; Eucoccidiorida; Eimeriidae
Product: 26S protease regulatory subunit 6b, related
Exons: 2
Coding region: 1-306 (101 amino acids)
Biological process (GO): proteasome-mediated ubiquitin-dependent protein catabolic process
Cellular component (GO): proteasome regulatory particle, base subcomplex
Molecular function (GO): proteasome-activating activity; ATP binding; ATP hydrolysis activity
Source: RefSeq, a predicted model, not a curated record